AUGCAAAAAUCGAAUGAAGAUUGCUACUAUUUCCUCACAUCAUCCUGUACAAAAGGUUCAGGAUGUACUUAUCGACAUAAUUCAGGAGUUUUAACAUGUAAUGUCAUAUGUCCAGCUUGGCUACGUGGAAAUUGUAUAGAUCCGGCUUGUCCAUUACGUCAUAGUGCUGUUCAACGUUCAACUAUAAAUAAUGGCAUAACAUGCUUUUAUGAAAAUACACCUAUGGGUUGUCUUAAACUUGAUUGUACAUUUGUCCAUUUACGUCCUCGUCCAACUCUAAGAAAUCCAUCAACAUUUCGACCAUCAACAACAAAUCUUGUUAAUAAAGAUGCAAUUAAAUCAACAACUAUAACAAAUUCUCCGUCUACUCCUUCUAAUAAUAUACCUCAAAUAACAAAUGAUUCAAUACCUAGUCCAGAAAUCAAUUCUUCUCAAACUUCAACACCAAAAAUUGAAAUUCCAUUAACGUCUACUGAAAUAUCUUCAUCAACAAUUUCAAAUGAAACUAUCCCACGUCGUAUAGCAGUUCCUAUAGAAAAUGAACAAAUAGAAACUACAAAUCGUAAUGUUAUUACAGAUUCUACAGAAAAAAAUCAAGAAGAUACGAAACCUACAACAACAACAACACAAUCACGAAUUGUUGGAAACCGAAAUGUUGUUAUUGCUGAAACAGCAAAUACAUCAAAUAGAAAAAUAGUACAAGGAACAACAAAUCGAGUUGUUGUUUCAUCUGAUACAAUCAAUUCAUCAAAGAGAAUAACAAAUGAUAAUGAUAGUGAUAGUGAUCUAGAUGAUUUAGUUAAACAAUUAAAAAAUGAUAUUAAAAAAACAAAUUCUGUGAUUGAUAUUUCAUUUCCUUGUUCAGCUCCAUCGAUUACUAAUCGUUUAUUUAUGUCAACCAAACAAACAACUCCAACAAAUGAUACAAAACCAAUUCGAUUAAAUCGUGAUCGUUUGCCCGCAGCAAAAAUAACAAUAUCAAACUCAUCAAAUUCUCUUUCUGCAUCAUCAAAUGGAGAAAAAACAUCUGCGGGAACAGAAUUAUCACAAGAUGGUGAACGUCGAACAAGUCGUAUUGAACGUUUUAAGAAGAAAUCAAUUUCAUCGCCUCGAUCUGUGGUUAAUACACCAUCAUCAUCAUCUAUACCAACUCGUAAUAUUGUUACUCCAUCCUCUAAUGAACGUAAACGUCCAGGUCCGGAAUCAUCAAUAAAUGAUUCACCACCAUCAAAACGUGUUUCUUCUCAACAAGAAAAUAAUCAUUAUCAUAAUGCAACAGCAACAACAACAACAACAACAACUAUUGGUGAUCUAUGUUCACCAACAUCAAAUUCUCGUCGAACACGUGAUCAUCAUCAUCAUCGUCAUCGUUCAUCAUCAUCUUCAUCAUCAUCGUCACAAAGAAAAUCAUCUCCUCGUAAAACAUAUUCAUUAAAAUCAUCAAUGGAUGAUUCAACUUGGAAAAAAGAAGUUGAUGAAUUUCUUGCUAAAACAAAACCAAAAAUUCCCUUACCAUCACCUAUAAUGCCAUGUCAACCGGUGCCUCUUCUUUCUUUACGUCCACGUUAUAUUCCACCACCACCACCACCACCACCAUCACAACAACAACAAAAACCAAUGAUUCCACGUCAUCCACCACCUUCUCAACGACCUCGACAACCAUCAUCAUCAUCAGUUGCUAAUAAACAGCCUGUACAACCAGUAGUCAAUAAUUCUUCUCCAGUUCCAUCCAAACCUCCUGAACAAAUUCCAUCAAGUAAUAAUAAUAAACCUCCUAUUCAAUCUUUAACAAUUUCCAACGACGAAGAUGAAAAUCGAUUACUUGAACUCGAUGAACCUACCGAUGUUGUUGAUACAUUCGCUUUAAUCGAUGAAGCAUUAUUCGAAGCUGAUCAUCUCCUUGAACUUAUGUGA
This is a messenger RNA of Rotaria sordida, 1914 nucleotides long. The record is from the annotation of a GenBank genome assembly. Lineage: Eukaryota; Metazoa; Rotifera; Eurotatoria; Philodinida; Philodinidae.